CUGAGCUGCUUUCACCGACUGCUGGAUUCUCCCACGUGUUGCUUGUACAGUAGGUCACCUGCUUUGUCGUCUCGAACUUCACAGACCUUCUUAGUGUCUCUCCACUCACUCAACAUGGAUUCAGACAAGGUCCAGAUCGGCAAAAACAAAUUUAUAAGCAAGAGUAUUCUUCUCUCACAGCUUAACACAUACAACCUAUAUUACAAAGGAGAAGCCCUUCAGUUGAGACACAGAGAGGAGGAAGGAGAGUUGAUCAUUGAGGGUUUGCUCAAUGUUUUUUGGGGUGUAAAGCGACCAAUCAGACUGCAGAUGCAGGACGAGAAAGAGGCAGACAGGCCACGCCCCUUAUUAACAUCUUCGAGCGCCGAAACAGACAUCAGCACAUUCAAUGAGCUCGCUGCAGCAGAUCGGUCAAAAGACCUCGAAGACAAAGAUGAGGCAGAUGAGGAGCAGCAGGACUCGACACACUCCGAUCGUCUCGGCAGGACAAAGAGCGAUGUCGGCGGGAAAAGGAUUAGCGGAAGACGGCUCGGAAUCAGAAGAGUCAAAAGAAACCGAUGCUCCUUCAACGGCCACUUUUACAACCACAAGACGGCCGUUUUUACCCCUAAGUUCGGUUCAGUGACCAACGUCCGAGUCAACAGCUGUAUGACGACAGCGCAGGUCAUGCGGGUGCUGCUUAACAAGUUCAAGAUCGAGAACAGCCCGGAGGAAUUCAGCCUUUACAUCGUCCACACCAGUGGAGAGAGACAUCAGCUGAAGCCUAAUGACCAUCCACUGACCCUCAGAGUUAUGCAAGGCCCUUGUGAACAGGUCAGCAAAAUGUUCCUAAUGGAGACGGACCAGGUGGAAGAGGUCACGCAUGAUGUGGCACAAUACAUCAAGUUUGAGCUUCCUGUUUUACAAAGCUUCAUCACUAAGCUACAAGAGGAAGAAGAAAGAGAAAUGCAGAAACUGAAGAAGAGGUAUGCUGAUAUGCGGCGUAUCAUCAAGAAAUACAUGGUGUCAAAUUCAACUACAUGAUUAAACCGUGCAAGCAUCUUCAUCUGAACACCAUCAUAAAGUGCCAACAAAAUGGUGCUAUCUCAGGAACAGGAAGUCAGAUCUGACUUUUCAGUGAGACUUUUAUAUCAUCCGGUAUCAUCAGGUAUUAUAAUACAGCAAAACUUAGCGGUACUAUGACUUUCUUUAAAUAAGCUUCACAGCAGACUGUUACUCAGCCUUCUUUUUCCGAAAGGAAAGCAAAGUAAUUUUUUUUUACAAUGUUUAACCACUCAUGCACACUGAUAAUAAUAAUUAUAUAAUAAUAAUAAUAAUCUACAAGAAUGUUAAUUAAAAAAUAAUAUAAUUUAGAGCCCAUGUUGUGUGAAUAAAUAGAAUAGAAUAAAGUGAAGAAAAUAUAUUUGUUUUAUUUAAUUCCAUGAUAUUUUAUAAAUGAAUUAUAAAGUAUUUAAUGUGUUUUUUGUAACAUGUUUCACAGUGUAUGUGCACAUUUUUGCCCUUAAAAAUAAUAAAAACAUUAAGACAAUUAUUGAAUUAGUUUUC
Messenger RNA from Puntigrus tetrazona (Sumatra barb), 1545 nucleotides. RefSeq names its product Ras association domain family member 2b (gene rassf2b). Gene Ontology annotation, biological process: positive regulation of protein kinase activity; positive regulation of JNK cascade; signal transduction. Gene Ontology annotation, cellular component: cytoplasm; nucleus. The transcript has 10 exons. The coding region runs from base 115 to 1023 and encodes 302 amino acids. Lineage: Eukaryota; Metazoa; Chordata; Actinopteri; Cypriniformes; Cyprinidae. The record is from RefSeq and is a predicted model, not a curated record.